Molecule: messenger RNA, 2862 nt
Organism: Clunio marinus
Lineage: Eukaryota; Metazoa; Arthropoda; Insecta; Diptera; Chironomidae
Source: the annotation of a GenBank genome assembly
AUGAAAGAUAACUACUGCAGAAUUUGUUUAAAAUCAACAAGAUUCCUAAAAUCAAUAAUAGAACCUCAAACUUCUUUUUGUGUAUUAACAUUUAUUAAUAAACUCUGCAAUGUAGCGAUUUUAGAGAAUGAAGAGUUUUCGAAUAAAAUAUGUAAAAGUUGCUUGGAUAAAUUAACUAUUGCUCAUAAUAUCCGUUCAACUUGCAUAGCAUCUGAUAACAAAUUACGACAGCAAAUCAUUCCAACGAAAACUUCUUCUGACCCUUCGACAAAUAUUAAAACUGAAAUUCAAGAAGAGAUUCUUGAGGUCAAAAGUCUUCAUAACAACAUUGAAACUUUUAAUAACGAAGAGUCAACAGUAUUUUCCAAACGAGAAGCAAACGAUAAAAAUGAAUCUGAGUCUCCGCUUCAUGGGUUUAAAUCGAAAAUUUCCCGAGAUAAGAGUUCAGAAAAAAGCCAUAUGUGCAGUAUUUGUGGCAAAACUUUUUUCACGUUGAGUCAUCUUCGAAGUCAUGAGUUGAUUCACAAGAACACUAAAGAUUUCACUUGCCAUUCCUGUGGGAAAGAAUUUCUUAAAAAAUCGUAUCUUAAUCGACAUAUAAAAUCUCAUUUGAAUGAACGAAAUUAUAAAUGCAAGAUUUGUGACAAAGUCCCUAUUGUGAUCGAACUUUUACUAAGAAAUCUAACAUGGAAUGUCUGCAAUAUAUGCUUCAAGGAUUUCCGACAGCCAUGUCCAUACAGGAAACACAUGCAAACUCAUGUUGAACUUGUUGAGUAACAAAGAAUGGGAGAAAUUCCCAGCUUAAAGCUGAAAAUAUUUUGAGUUCUUUUGUUAUUGCAAUAAAAUUCUCGAACAGAAUGAAACAAAAGUUUUUUAAAGUUGAAAGAAUAGCAAUUUUUAUUAUUAUUUUUUUAAUCAUUCAAUUCUUUUUCCUUCAUUACUUUUCAUUUUUGGAAAUCACCAUUCAAUUAAAUUUUUCAUAAUAUUUAUUUAUGACAUGUCAUUAAAAGUUUCAUUUAAUGUUUUUUUUUUAUUUUCUUCUAACAAUUUCUUAUCAAUGAAAUAAAAAGAUUAAAUAGGAGAAUCAUGAUUAGAUAUUAAUCGUCGUAAAUAUUUAAUGCAUUUCAUAUCUCGAAUGAAGUAAAUAAAAGAAAAGCUUGGCAUCCAAUUAUGAUUACAGUAUUUAAUAAUUUAUGUUUAAUACUCAACCCAUCGAGCUUAAAGUUUCAUCUUUUUAUCUGGUAGGUAAUCAUCGCUCCUUUUGAAUGUUCAAUUGUUCAUCAAAUAUUUGCUACAUAAGAAAGUUUAAUACAUUCAUCUGAUUAUUAAUUUUGUGAAAUAUUUGUAUCUAGAAUCUAGAUAUGAGUUAAACUUCAGCUCAAUAAUUUGGAAAUCUUUUUAUGAUGAAAAUAAUGUUUAUUAUUAAUUUUUUUAUCAUAGAUACUUCGAGUUUUUUUCUCGUGUUUUCAUUUUCAACUUAACUUCAUCCCACAAAAGGUUUUGGCAAUGUACCUACGUACGCAAAUGUUUAGCAUUUCUAAGUAGAAAUUAAAUUCUGUGUCUAAUUAAAAUCUCAUUCAACUCACAUUAUGAUUGUACAUCUUAAGUAUUCAUGUUAUUGUACAGCAGGAAAAAGAAAAGAGAAAAAAGAUUUGUUCUUCUUGAAGACAUGCUCUUGUCCAUUAUAUCAGUAGAAAAACUUGUAGUUUGUCGAUACAUAAAUAUAUGCAUACAUCAAGAAAAUAUUUGUAGAUAUUUCCUGUAGUCAAAACACGUGAAUAAAUUUCUAAACUUUAGUCAUGUGUGCAAAGAAGAUAUUUAUGCUUCAAUAAGGAUGCGAUUUUUCACUCAAGAAAGUAUGCAACAUGUUAGACGUUAGACAGGUUCAUAAGGCAGUGUAAUAAAAACUAUUCAAAUUUUGUUUUGUUUUUCAGUAGUAGUUUUUCCCCUUUAAUCUUACAUAGAUUUUCAAUGAUUCUUUGUUUGUCACUACUAACUACAUAUGUAAUUUCUAAUUUCAGAUCCUUAAUUUACUCAUAAAACUCUUCAUUUUUUCUUUUGAGUUUAUAUUAUUUGACGCGUAUAUUUAAUAACAAUCAGAUAACUACUUGAAAAAAGUUUUGUUCUGUGAAAUUUUGGGAAACUAAUUUAUGGAUGAGAUUUAUAACAACAAAGUGAAGAUUCGUGAACAUAACAUAUAGUAAUCUUGAAGAAUAAAAGAAUUUAACAAGCAUUUGAUGAAGCUACUUCAUGUAAGUAUGUGGUAACAUAAAUGUUUAGAUAAUAUUGCUAAGUAAUGAAAAAGCUUUCAUCCCAUUUACGAGUAAAUAUGGUAAAAAGCUUUCAUUUUUAUUAAAACAUAAACUUUUCAUUAUCAAAAUUCUAAUCUUUGUUAUUAAAUGUUUAUUUUGCUUGGAGGAAAGUAAUUUGCUAAAAUAACAAAAAUUCAAAAAUUCCUUUUUCCUACUACAUCACUUAAAUGAUUUUUCAAUGAAAAUUUUUCUGACGUUGUCGUUGUUGAGGAGAAGAAAAUUCAUAAAACUUUUCUUCUGGCAAAGAAACGUUAAUUUCAAAAGGAAUUUUCUCUCAUCAGACACCAUCAAGCGCGAUAUUUCAUCCUUAAAAAAAUAAGAAAUUUCAGCAACGUCAAAACGAAAAUUACACUUUCUGAUUAUUUCAAGCUUGGCUCAGGAGUUUGAAAAUUUUCCAAUUUGUAAUUUUCUUCGUUUUUCCUGUUGCUCCGUCUUUGAAUCUAUUUAACAAGAUCUUUUCUUUCUUCGGACGAAAUUUAUUUAUAAAAUGAUUCUCAAUUUUCGCAAUGUCAUUCAUUGAAAAAGCAUUCUCAUAACUUUAUCAAGUUAG